AUGGCCGACCCAUACCACAACAACCUAUACCAUCAAGGUGGCGGUGAUGGCUAUGGGACCUAUGGAGAAGGGGGUGGCCAGGAUGGAUAUGGUUACCAGGUGGACUACCCCUCCCAGGAAGAGGAUGCAGCGAGCGAUGUGACAGAGGGACACGAUGAGGAAGAUCAGAUGUAUGAAGGCGAAUAUCAAGGGAUACCCCACCCCGAUGAGGUUAAGGCCGCACAGAGAGCAGCAAGGGCCAAAGCCCGGGCAGAUGGGGGUGCAGUUUCUGAAUUAGAGGAAUUAGCUGAACAGUAUGAGGACAUCAUAGAGGACUGUGGCCAUGGGAAGUUCCAGUGGAUGCUCUUCAUCGUGCUGGGACUCGCGCUGAUGGCCGAUGGGGUCGAGUGCUUUGUGGUGGCAUUCGUUCUACCAUCAGCAGAAAAGGAUCUGUGUCUGUCAAAUGCUGAGAAAGGCAUGCUGGGUUUAAUCGUGUUUCUGGGAAUGAUGGUCGGAGCGUUUGUGUGGGGUGGCCUGGCAGAUAAAGUUGGUCGUAGACGCUGCCUGGUUGUGGCACUGGCUAUAAACUGUGUCUUCGCUUUCUUGUCCUCAUUUGCCCAGGGCUAUGGCUUCUUCCUCUUUUUCAGACUCUUUUCUGGUAUUGGCAUUGGUGGCUCAGUGCCCAUUGUCUACUCGUACUUCUCCGAGUUUCUACAGAUGGAUAAGAGAGGCGAGCAUCUGUCCUGGCUGUGUAUGUUCUGGAUGAUUGGAGGGAUCUAUGCGUCAUUCACUGCCUGGGGGAUCAUACCACGAUAUGGCUGGGGCUUCAGCAUGGGUACGGAGUUCCAGUUUCAUAGUUGGCGUGUGUUUGUCUUGGUGGCAGCCCUUCCUGCUAUGGCCUCCCUGGUUGGACUCAUGUUUAUGCCUGAGAGCCCCCGUUUCCUUCUUGAGAAUGCAAAGCACGAUGAGGCAUGGAUGAUUCUAAAACAGGUCCAUGACACCAAUUGGAGAGCCAAGGGACAACCUGAAAAAGUCUUCACUGUGACUCACAUCAAGGCUCCUAAGACAGCGGAGGACGAGUUCAUAGAGAUUCAGAGUGCUACAGGAACAGCUGCACAAAGGUGGUCUGUCCGCUCACUAACACUCUGUAAACUGGUGCUUAGAAACAUAGCCUCUCUCUUUUCUGCCGAGCUGAGGUUUGCUACGUUCUUCAUGGCCAUUAUCUGGUUCUGCAUGGCUUUCAGUUACUAUGGUCUGUCUGUGUGGUUCCCUGACAUGAUCAAACACCUUCAGCAAGAGGAGUACCAGUCAAAAGUCAAGGUAAUUUAUAGAGAGCGAGUGGAAGGCUUCCAUUUUAACUUUUCUCUGGAGAACCAGAUCCAUAAAGAAGGAGAGUACAUCCAAGACAAGUUCAUCAAGAUAGAGAUGAAGUCAGUGAAGUUUGUGGACUCACUGUUUGAAGACUGUGAAUUUGAGGAUAUCAGGUCCACAGACACAGUCUUUGAGAACUGCACUAUUCGGUCCACUAAAUUCUACAAUACAGACUUGUGGGAGGAAAAGUUCAUUAACUGUAGGAUGGAGAACACCACCUUCAUCCACAACAAACAUGGCUGCCAUCUGGACACCGUUGACGAAAAUGAUGUUCUCAUUUACCUGGUCAGCUUCCUGGGUAGCCUGGCCGUCUUGCCUGGCAACAUCAUUUCAGCCCUCUUCAUGGAGAAAAUCGGCAGGGUCAAAAUCAUAGGUGGUUCAAUGCUCAUCUCUGCAGGCUGCACAUUCUUCCUCUUCCUUAGUUUCAGCCAAUCGGCAAUCAUUGCUCUGCAGUGUCUGUUCUGUGGCGUCAGUGCGGCUGCGUGGAAUGGCAUAGAGGUGGUUACAGUGGAGCUAUAUCCUGCCUCCAAAAGGGCCACUGCGUUCGGUGUGUUGAAUGCCCUGUGUAAGUUAGCAGCCGUGUUGGGCAGCUCUAUCUUUGCCAGCUUCGUUGGCAUAACCAAAGCUAUCCCCAUCCUUCUCUCCUUUGCGGCACUGGUCUGUGGUGGGCUGGUGGCACUUAAACUGCCCGACACCCGCGAGAAAAUCCUCCUGUGA
Lampris incognitus (smalleye Pacific opah) is the source of this 2067-nucleotide messenger RNA. RefSeq names its product synaptic vesicle glycoprotein 2B-like. The transcript is spliced from 14 exons. Gene Ontology annotation, cellular component: membrane. Lineage: Eukaryota; Metazoa; Chordata; Actinopteri; Lampriformes; Lampridae. Gene Ontology annotation, molecular function: transmembrane transporter activity. The coding region runs from base 1 to 2067 and encodes 688 amino acids. The record is from RefSeq and is a predicted model, not a curated record. Gene Ontology annotation, biological process: chemical synaptic transmission; transmembrane transport.